This is a messenger RNA of Panicum hallii, 1240 nucleotides long. RefSeq lists its product as uncharacterized. Gene Ontology annotation, cellular component: membrane. NCBI's taxonomy places the organism in Eukaryota, Viridiplantae, Streptophyta, Magnoliopsida, Poales, Poaceae. The record is from RefSeq and is a predicted model, not a curated record. The coding region runs from base 322 to 777 and encodes 151 amino acids. The transcript has 6 exons. Gene Ontology annotation, biological process: protein targeting.
AAUCCGCGGGAGGACGGCAGGAAUCAAGGCCACUGGCCACCGUCGUGUGCGGUCUGCCUGCUGCCUGCCCGGUGCCCGCGCCGCACACCCGCCGGAGCCGGACCGGACCCUGCGCCGCGGCUCGCCUCGUUGGAGACCGGCGUCGGAAGGGGAAACGGCAGCUAGCCCGACGGAGGCAGUGGCUUAACGGCGGCGCAUCUGAUUCUGAUCUUGUAUCGCACCGGUGCCCCUCAAACUCCCAUCCUCUCGGCCGGCCCCAAGCAUCCCCGUCUCCACCGGAGCGUUCCGUCCCCGCGGCUUGGCAUCAAGGUUCCCGGGAGGAUGGCUGCUCCAGCGGCAGGCGCGCUGGCUCCGCUCGCAGGUUGGUCUAUGCUCCCGCUGCGCAGCCCGGCUCCGUUAUACUGCCGCAGGAGCCCUCCACUUCUCAAGGUCGCCAAGCGGCAGUCUGGUGGUCACCGAUUUGCUCCUGCCAGCCUCCAAAAAUGUGCGGCUGUGUCGGAUCAUGGACGUCAGCGGGCCACUGAGUACCAGAUUGAUGAUGAUGAACCGCUUUGGUUGGCAGUGUUCAGAGACCUCGCUGUGGGUUUGAAGGGAUUGGUAGCUUUCUUAGCUGAGCAGCCUAGGCAACUGAAGCACCUAGAGUGGCCAGGCCUUCGAAACACGCUGAAGACGUCUACACUUACUCUUGUACUGGUACUUUUGUUUAUUGUUGCAUUGUCAACUAUUGAUGCUGCCCUUUGCUACGUGCUGGCCUUGCUACUUCGAAAAUCUUCCUAGAAUAACGCAGGAAUAUCUGCCUAUUGCUUUGAUAUGAUUUAGCUGGACAAGAUAGUAGCAGGCACUGCAGCUGUAAUGCAAGCUCUUGUUGUCGAAGGGGUCAGCGAUGUUAUGCAGACUGGAGCUAGGGGGGAGGUGGAUCUUGUCCCAGUGUACCAUGUUAUUUUGAGAGGAUUGAGAAGAUCGAAACAGAUGCUCCGCAACAGGUGCUGAUGUGAUGCAGAUGCUCAUUAUAGCAUUUAAAAGGGAGAUACCUGGUUUCAGAAGUUAAAAAAAUGGUAUUGUUCUCUGUGGAACAAGUAAAUAGGUCUAGUUAAAACUUGAGUUCUGAUUUAGCACAGAAAGGGCACAUCCUGGAGAGAUUUGUGCGUGGUGAUUUGUAACUUCCUUUUUGUGUUAGACAGACUUGCUUGUAACUUGCUGGUCCAUCAUCUAGGAUCUGAAGAAAUUUUUUUCCCCCAGA